Molecule: messenger RNA, 1829 nt
Organism: Phragmites australis (common reed)
Lineage: Eukaryota; Viridiplantae; Streptophyta; Magnoliopsida; Poales; Poaceae
Product: transcription factor CSA-like
Exons: 3
Coding region: 273-1364 (363 amino acids)
Biological process (GO): regulation of DNA-templated transcription
Cellular component (GO): nucleus
Molecular function (GO): DNA-binding transcription factor activity, RNA polymerase II-specific; RNA polymerase II cis-regulatory region sequence-specific DNA binding
Source: RefSeq, a predicted model, not a curated record
CUGCACUGACCAGCAGCUAGCUUAUCCAACAGUGAAAAGCACACGAGCUCCGGCCUCCUGCAUUUUUAGAGACAGGGAGUGCGUGCGCGCGAGUGAUGAGAGAGAGAGAGAGAGAUUGAGUGAGUGAGUGGGAGAAGCCUAGCUCUGGUUCGUCCUCUAGCUCUAGCCGUGUGGGUUUCUGCUUAAGAAAAGUGAGCUGAGCGAGCACUCGUGCGGGUCGUGCUACCUUCCUCCUCUGCUCACUCGCUACUUGUCCGUCUCCGGCGGCCAGGAUGCCGUGCUCGUCGCCGCCCCCUCCGUGGCUGCUGCGCGUGGCAUCCGCGGCUGCCGACCAGGCCUCGUCCUCGUCCUCGUCCAAGGGCGGCGGCCGCGUGCUCACGGCCGGCACGACAACUAUGGACACGGGCGCCACCGCGGGGGGCGGCGGCGGCAAUGCCGCCGACCACCAGGAGAGCAGCAGCAGCGGGCAGUCCAGGCUCGCGGCGCGCGGCCACUGGCGCCCCGCCGAGGACGCCAAGCUCCGCGAGCUCGUCGCGCUCUACGGGCCCCAGAACUGGAACCUCAUCGCCGAGAAGCUCGACGGCAGAUCCGGGAAGAGCUGUCGGCUGCGGUGGUUCAACCAGCUGGACCCCCGGAUCAGCAAGCGUCCGUUCAGCGACGAGGAGGAGGAGCGCCUGAUGGCGGCGCACCGCUUCUACGGCAACAAAUGGGCCAUGAUCGCGCGUCUCUUCCCCGGGCGGACCGACAACGCCGUCAAGAACCACUGGCACGUCAUCAUGGCGCGCAAGUACCGCGAGCAGUCCACCGCGUACCGCCGCCGCAAGCUCAACCAGGCCGUCCAGCGCAAGCUCGAGGCCGCCGCCGACGUCGCAAUGCCGCCAUCCGCCGCGGCCAUGGACGCCGUUGUCGGCCACCACCACCACCACCUCGUCGCCGCCGCCGCCGCCCACGACGCCUCCUGCUUCGGCGACCCCUACGGCUUCACCCUCCCGCACUACUGCAGCUUCCCCUUCCCCGGCGCCGCUUCGGCCGAGGAGGCGCCGCCUCCUCCCAGCUUCUGCUUGUUCCCCGGGCCCAGUGCCGCGGCGCACGCCGACGGGCGCUUCCCCUGGCCGGACGUCGCCAGGGGAGUGGGGCGUGACGGCGACGGACGGUUCGGGGCGGAGCCGCCGCUCCUGGUGCCUCUGCCGGUGCAGGGCGGCGGCUGGAUCGACGGCGGCGGCGGCCACCACGAUGUGCAGUUCGUCUCGGACCAGGCCGCUACCGCGUUUGAAGGGACUACAAGAGAGGGCGCCAGCGCUCACUUUGAAGCCGUGGCGCCGGCGCCAGCCUUCAUUGAUUUCCUCGGGGUCGGAGCAACAUGAAUGGACGGUUGCGUCUGUGCAUGCAUGCAUGCUCAAUUUGAGCAUGCAGCAGGUGGAUCUUGGAGUGUACUAGCUCGAGCUCUAGCUCUAGCUAGCUUGCCAUAUAAGAACCUUCAUUGCUAGCUUAUAUGUAGUAAGUUUUAUUAAUGUAUCUAGCUAGGAACUAAUGGCGAGGGAGAUUGAAUUUGGGGGCAUUCUUGAGGAGGGAGGCAUGGACUUUGAUCAUCUGGAAUUUAGUUAUAGUAGUUAGCCCCAUAUGCAGGCAGGAAGAUGCAUGUUGAAGAAAUACUGGAGAGAUGGGAGUUUAAUUUGUGAUGAUUAGUUCCUAGUUUUUCACUUAGCGAAGUGUAGAUGAGGGACGUCAAUUCCUAGCUAGAUGGAAGUACUAGCCGAGUAUGCAUGGUAUAAUUUCUUUUCAUUGUACCGCAACACCUUGCUUAAAUAUUAGUGGUGUUUUGGGAGCUC